Pieris macdunnoughi is the source of this 28836-nucleotide messenger RNA. NCBI's taxonomy places the organism in Eukaryota, Metazoa, Arthropoda, Insecta, Lepidoptera, Pieridae. The record is from the annotation of a GenBank genome assembly.
AUGGCGCCAUUGAAGAAAUACACGAAAUCACCGAAACAACUGAACAAACAAGUAUCGCCGGAGCAAGCAACCCUUAUCGAAGAAUCUCCCGACACAGUCCAAAUUACAGAAGUUCAGACUGAAACUGGUGAAACGCGAACCGUCAAAACAAAGAAACGCCGAAUCAAGGGAAAGGAUGGCGCUGUUGAAGAAAUUCACGAAUUCACAGAAAUAACUGAGUUGCCCGACACGUCGGUAGAAGUGGUUGAAGUUCCGGAAGAGACAACCGUCGAAGAAAUCGAUACACCUGAGGGUAAGUUGACUAUAAAAACUAUCAAAAAACGCACAAAGAAGACAAAGCACCUUCGAACACCACAGGACAUAACAGAUGACACUGUCACUGAUGAAACAAUUCCACUAUUAGACAAACAAGUAUCGCCGGAGCAAGCAACCCUUAUCGAAGAAUCUCCCGACACAGUCCAAAUAACAGAAGUUCAGACUGAAACUGGUGAAACACGAACCGUCAAAACCAAGAAACGCCGAGUCAAGGGUAAGGAUGGCGCCGUUGAAGAAAUACACGAAAUCACAGAAACUACUGAGUUACCCGACACGUCGGUAGAAGUGGUUGAAGUUCCGGAAGAGACAACCGUCGAAGAAAUCGAUACACCUGAGGACAAACGAGUAUCGCCGGAGCAAGCAACCCUUAUCGAAGAAUCUCCCGACACAGUCCAAAUUACAGAAGUUCAGACUGAAACUGGUGAAACACGAACCGUCAAAACCAAGAAACGCCGAGUAAAGGGUAAGGAUGGCGCCGUUGAAGAAAUACACGAAAUCACAGAAACUACUGAGUUGCCCGACACGUCGGUAGAAGUGGUUGAAGUUCCGGAAGAGACAACCGUCGAAGAAAUCGAUACACCUGAGGGUAAGUUGACUAUAAAAACUAUCAAAAAACGCACAAAGAAGACAAAGCACCUUCGAACACCACAGGACAUAACAGAUGACACUGUCACUGAUGAAACAAUUCCACUAUUAGACAAACAAGUAUCGCCGGAGCAAGCAACCCUUAUCGAAGAAUCUCCCGUCACAGUCCAAAUAACAGAAGUUCAGACUGAAACUGGUGAAACACGAACCGUCAAAACCAAGAAACGCCGAGUCAAGGGUAAGGAUGGCGCCGUUGAAGAAAUACACGAAAUCACAGAAACUACUGAGUUACCCGACACGUCGGUAGAAGUGGUUGAAGUUCCGGAAGAGACAACCGUCGAAGAAAUCGAUACACCUGAGGGUAAGUUGACUAUAAAAACUAUCAAAAAACGCACAAAGAAGACAAAACACAUUCGAACGCCAAAGGACAUAACAGUUGACACUAUCACUGACGAAACACUUCCACUAACAGACAAACAAGUAUCGCCGGAGCAAGCAACCCUUAUAGAAGAAUCUCCCGACACAGUCCAAAUUACAGAAGUUCAGACUGAAACUGGUGAAACACGUACCGUCAAAACCAAGAAACGCCGAGUCAAGGGUAAGGAUGGCGCCGUUGAAGAAAUACACGAAAUCACAGAAACUACUGAGUUGCCCGACACGUCGGUAGAAGUGGUUGAAGUUCCGGAAGAGACAACCGUCGAAGAAAUCCAUACACCUGAGGGUAAGUUGACUAUAAAAACUAUCAAAAAACGCACGAAGAAGACAAAACACAUUCGAACGCCACAGGACAUAACAGAUGACACUGUCACUGAUGAAACAAUUCCACUAUUAGACAAACAAGUAUCGCCGGAGCAAGCAACCCUUAUCGAAGAAUCUCCCGACACAGUCCAAAUAACAGAAGUUCAGACUGAAACUGGUGAAACACGAACCGUCAAAACCAAGAAACGCCGAGUCAAGGGUAAGGAUGGCGCCGUUGAAGAAAUACACGAAAUCACAGAAACUACUGAGUUGCCCGACACGUCGGUAGAAGUGGUUGAAGUUCCGGAAGAGACAACCGUCGAAGAAAUCGAUACACCCGAGGGUAAGUUGAUUAUCAAUACUAUCAAAAAACGCACAAAGAAGACAAAACACAUUCGAACGCCACAGGAUGUAACAGAUGACACUGUCACUGACGAAGCACUUCCACUGACAGACAAACAAGUAUCGCCGGAGCAAGCAACCCUUAUCGAAGAAUCUCCCGACACAGUCCAAAUUACAGAAGUUCAGACUGAAACUGGUGAAACACGUACCGUCAAAACCAAGAAACGCCGAGUCAAGGGUAAGGAUGGCGCCGUUGAAGAAAUACACGAAAUCACAGAAACUACUGAGUUGCCCGACACGUCGGUAGAAGUGGUUGAAGUUCCGGAAGAGACAACCGUCGAAGAAAUCCAUACACCUGAGGGUAAGUUGACUAUAAAAACUAUCAAAAAACGCACGAAGAAGACAAAACACAUUCGAACGCCACAGGACAUAACAGAUGACACUGUCACUGAUGAAACAAUUCCACUAUUAGACAAACAAGUAUCGCCGGAGCAAGCAACCCUUAUCGAAGAAUCUCCCGACACAGUCCAAAUUACAGAAGUUCAGACUGAAACUGGUGAAACACGAACCGUCAAAACCAAGAAACGCCGAGUCAAGGGUAAGGAUGGCGCCGUUGAAGAAAUACACGAAAUCACAGAAACUACUGAGUUGCCCGACACGUCGGUAGAAGUGGUUGAAGUUCCGGAAGAGACAACCGUCGAAGAAAUCGAUACACCUGAGGGUACGUUGACUAUAAAAACUAUCAAAAAACGCACAAAGAAGACAAAACACAUUCGAACGCCAAAGGACAUAACAGUUGACACUAUCACUGACGAAACACUUCCACUAACAGACAAACAAGUAUCGCCGGAGCAAGCAACCCUUAUAGAAGAAUCUCCCGACACAGUCCAAAUUACAGAAGUUCAGACUGAAACUGGUGAAACGCGAACCGUCAAAACAAAGAAACGCCGAGUCAAGGGUAAGGAUGGCGCCGUUGAAGAAAUACACGAAAUCACAGAAACUACUGAGUUGCCCGACACGUCGGUAGAAGUGGUUGAAGUUCCGGAAGAGACAACCGUCGAAGAAAUCGAUACACCUGAGGGUAAGUUGACUAUCAAAACUAUCAAAAAACGCACAAAGAAGACAAAACACAUUCGAACGCCACAGGACAUAACAGAUGACACUGUCACUGACGAAACACUUCCACUAAUAGAUAAACAAGUAUCGCCAGAGCAAGCAACCCUUAUCGAAGAAUCUCCCGACACAGUCCAAAUUACAGAAGUUCAGACUGAAACUGGUGAAACGCGAACCGUCAAAACCAAGAAACGCCGAGUCAAGGGUAAGGAUGGCGCCGUUGAAGAAAUACACGAAAUCACAGAAACUACUGAGUUGCCCGACACGUCGGUAGAAGUGGUUGAAGUUCCGGAAGAGACAACCGUCGAAGAAAUCGAUACACCUGAGGGUAAGUUGACUAUAAAAACUAUCAAAAAACGCACAAAGAAGACAAAACACAUUCGAACGCCACAGGACAUAACAGAUGACACUGUCGCUGACGAAACACUUCCACUAACAGACAAACAAGUAUUGCCGGAGCAAGAAACCCUUAUCGAAGAAUCUCCCGACACAGUCCAAAUUACAGAAGUUCAGACUGAAACUGGUGAAACGCGAACCGUCAAAACAAAGAAACGGCGAGUCAAGGGUAAGGAUGGCGCUGUAGAAGAAGUACACGAAAUCACAGAAACUACUGAGUUGCCCGAUACGUCGGUAGAAGUGGUUGAAGUUCCGGAAGAGACAACCGUCGAAGAAAUCGAUAUACCUGAGGGUAAGUUGACUAUAAAAACUAUAAAAAAACGCACAAAGAAGACAAAACACAUUCGAACGCCACAGGACACAAAAGAUGACACUGUAACUGAUGGAACACUUCCACUAACAGACAAACAAGUAUCGCCGGAGCAAGCAACUCUUAUCGAAGAAUUUCCCGACACAGUCCAAAUUACAGAAGUUCAGACUGAAACUGGUGAAACGAGAAUCGUCACAACAAAAAAACGCCGAAUCAAGGGUAAGGAUGGCGUUGUUGAAGAAGUACACGAAAUCACAGAAACUACUGAGUUGCCCGAUACGUCGUUAGAAGUGGUUGAAGUUCCGGAAGAGACAACCGUCGAAGAAAUCGAUACACCUGAGGGUAAGUUGACUAUAAAAACUAUCAAAAAACGCACAAAGAAGACAAAACACAUUCGAACGCCACAGGACAUAACAGAUGACACUGUCACUGACGAAACACUUCCACUAACAGACAAACACGUAUCGCCGGAGCAAUCAACCCUUAUCGAAGAAUCUCCCGACCUAGUCCAAAUUACAGAAGUUCAGACUGAAACUGGUGAAACGCGAACCGUCAAAACAAAGAAACGCCGAAUCAAGGGUAAGGAUGGCGCUGUAGAAGAAGUACACGAAAUCACAGAAACUACUGAGUUGCCCGAUACGUCGGUAGAAGUGGUUGAAGUUCCGGAAGAGACAACCGUCGAAGAAAUCGAUACACCUGAGGGUAAGUUGACUAUCAAAACUGUCAAGAAACGCACAAAGAAAACAAAACACAUACACACCCCACAGGACAUAACAGAUGACACUGUCACUGACGAAACACUUCCACUCACAGACAAACAAGAAUCGCCGGAGCAAGCAACCCUUAUCGAAGAAUCUCCCGACAUAGUCCAAAUUACAAAGGUUCAGACUGAAACUGGUGAAACGCGAACCGUCAAAACAAAGAAACGCCGAAUCAAGGGUAAGGAUGGCGCUGUUGAAGAAAUACACGAAAUCACAGAAACAACUGAGUUGCCCGAUACGUCGGUAGAAGUGGUUGAAGUUCCGGAAGAGACAACCGUCGAAGAAAUCGAUACACCUGAGGGUAAGUUGACUAUAAAAACUAUCAAAAAACGCAAAAAGAAGACAAAACACAUUCGAACGCCACAGGACAUAACAGAUGACUCUAUCACUGACGAUACACUUCCACUAACAGACAAACACGUAUCGCCGGAGCAAUCAACCCUUAUCGAAGAAUCUCCCGACCUAGUCCAAAUUACAGAAGUUCAGACUGAAACUGGUGAAACGCGAACCGUCAAAACAAAGAAACGCCGAAUCAAGGGUAAGGAUGGCGCUGUAGAAGAAGUACACGAAAUCACAGAAACUACUGAGUUGCCCGAUACGUCGGUAGAAGUGGUUGAAGUUCCGGAAGAGACAACCGUCGAAGAAAUCGAUACACCUGAGGGUAAGUUGACUAUCAAAACUGUCAAGAAACGCACAAAGAAAACAAAACACAUACACACCCCACAGGACAUAACAGAUGACACUGUCACUGACGAAACACUUCCACUCACAGACAAACAAGAAUCGCCGGAGCAAGCAACCCUUAUCGAAGAAUCUCCCGACAUAGUCCAAAUUACAAAGGUUCAGACUGAAACUGGUGAAACGCGAACCGUCAAAACAAAGAAACGCCGAAUCAAGGGUAAGGAUGGCGCUGUUGAAGAAAUACACGAAAUCACAGAAACAACUGAGUUGCCCGAUACGUCGGUAGAAGUGGUUGAAGUUCCGGAAGAGACAACCGUCGAAGAAAUCGAUACACCUGAGGGUAAGUUGACUAUAAAAACUAUCAAAAAACGCACAAAGAAGUCAAAACACAUUCGAACGCCACAGGACAUAACAGAUGACACUGUCACUGACGAAACACUUCCAAUAACAGACAAACAAGUGUCGCCAGAGCAAGCAACCCUUAUCGAAGAAUCUCCCGACACAGUCCAAAUUACAAAGGUUCAGACUGAAACUGGUAAAACGCGAACCGUCAAAACAAUGAAACGCCGAAUCAAGGGUAAGGAUGGCGCUGUUGAAGAAGUACAAGAAAUCACAGAAACUACUGAGUUGCCCGAUACGUCGGUAGAAGUGGUUGAAGUUCCGGAAGAGACAACCGUCGAAGAAAUCGAUACACCUGAGGGUAAGUUGACUAUAAAAACUAUCAAAAACCGCACAAAGAAGACAAAACACAUUCGAACGCCACAGGACAUAAAAGAUGACACUGUCACUGAUGAAACACUUCCACUAACAGACAAACAAGUAUCGCCGGAGCAAGCAACCCUUAUCGAAGAAUCUCCCGACACAGUCCAAAUUACAGAAGUUCAGACUGAAACUGGUGAAACGCGAACCGUCAAAACCAAGAAACGCCGAGUCAAGGGUAAGGAUGGCGCCGUUGAAGAAAUACACGAAAUCACAGAAACUACUGAGUUGCCCGACACGUCGGUAGAAGUGGUUGAAGUUCCGGAAGAGACAACCGUCGAAGAAAUCGAUACACCUGAGGGUAAGUUGACUAUAAAAACUAUCAAAAAACGCACAAAGAAGACAAAACACAUUCGAACGCCACAGGACAUAACAGAUGACACUGUCGCUGACGAAACACUUCCACUAACAGACAAACAAGUAUUGCCGGAGCAAGAAACCCUUAUCGAAGAAUCUCCCGACACAGUCCAAAUUACAGAAGUUCAGACUGAAACUGGUGAAACGCGAACCGUCAAAACAAAGAAACGGCGAGUCAAGGGUAAGGAUGGCGCUGUAGAAGAAGUACACGAAAUCACAGAAACAACUGAGUUGCCCGAUACGUCGGUAGAAGUGGUUGAAGUUCCGGAAGAGACAACCGUCGAAGAAAUCGAUAUACCUGAGGACAAACAAGUAUCGCCGGAGCAAGCAACUCUUAUCGAAGAAUUUCCCGACACAGUCCAAAUUACAGAAGUUCAGACUGAAACUGGUGAAACGAGAAUCGUCACAACAAAAAAACGCCGAAUCAAGGGUAAGGAUGGCGUUGUUGAAGAAGUACACGAAAUCACAGAAACUACUGAGUUGCCCGAUACGUCGUUAGAAGUGGUUGAAGUUCCGGAAGAGACAACCGUCGAAGAAAUCGAUACACCUGAGGACAAACACGUAUCGCCGGAGCAAUCAACCCUUAUCGAAGAAUCUCCCGACCUAGUCCAAAUUACAGAAGUUCAGACUGAAACUGGUGAAACGCGAACCGUCAAAACAAAGAAACGCCGAAUCAAGGGUAAGGAUGGCGCUGUAGAAGAAGUACACGAAAUCACAGAAACUACUGAGUUGCCCGAUACGUCGGUAGAAGUGGUUGAAGUUCCGGAAGAGACAACCGUCGAAGAAAUCGAUACACCUGAGGGUAAGUUGACUAUCAAAACUGUCAAGAAACGCACAAAGAAAACAAAACACAUACACACCCCACAGGACAUAACAGAUGACACUGUCACUGACGAAACACUUCCACUCACAGACAAACAAGAAUCGCCGGAGCAAGCAACCCUUAUCGAAGAAUCUCCCGACAUAGUCCAAAUUACAAAGGUUCAGACUGAAACUGGUGAAACGCAAACCGUCAAAACAAAGAAACGCCGAGUCAAGGGUAAGGAUGGCGCUGUUGAAGAAAUACACGAAAUCACAGAAACUACUGAGUUGCCCGAUACGUCGGUAGAAGUGGUUGAAGUUCCGGAAGAGACAACCAUCGAAGAAAUCGAUACACCUGAGGGUAAGUUGACUAUCAAAACUGUCAAGAAACGCACAAAGAAAACAAAACACAUACACACCCCACAGGACAUAACAGAUGACACUGUCACUGACGAAACACUUCCAAUAACAGACAAACAAGUGUCGCCAGAGCAAGCAACCCUUAUCGAAGAAUCUCCCGACACAGUCCAAAUUACAAAGGUUCAGACUGAAACUGGUAAAACGCGAACCGUCAAAACAAUGAAACGCCGAAUCAAGGGUAAGGAUGGCGCUGUUGAAGAAGUACAAGAAAUCACAGAAACUACUGAGUUGCCCGAUACGUCGGUAGAAGUGGUUGAAGUUCCGGAAGAGACAACCGUCGAAGAAAUCGAUACACCUGAGGGUAAGUUGACUAUAAAAACUAUCAAAAACCGCACAAAGAAGACAAAACACAUUCGAACGCCACAGGACAUAAAAGAUGACACUGUCACUGAUGAAACACUUCCACUAACAGACAAACAAGUAUCGCCGGAGCAAGCAACCCUUAUCGAAGAAUCUCCCGACACAGUCCAAAUUACAGAAGUUCAGACUGAAACUGGUAAAACGCGAACCGUCAAAACAAAGAAACGCCGAGUCAAGGGUAAGGAUGGCGCUGUUGAAGAAAUACACGAAAUCACAGAAACUACUGAGUUGCCCGAUACGUCGGUAGAAGUGGUUGAAGUUCCGGAAGAGACAACCAUCGAAGAAAUCGAUACACCUGAGGGUAAGUUGACUAUCAAAACUGUCAAGAAACGCACAAAGAAAACAAAACACAUACACACCCCACAGGACAUAACAGAUUACACUGUCACUGACGAAACACUUCCACUCACAGACAAACAAGAAUCGCCGGAGCAAGCAACCCUUAUUGAAGAAUCUCCCGACACAGUCCAAAUAACAGAAGUUCAGACUGAAACUGGUGAAACACGAACCGUCAAAACCAAGAAACGCCGAGUCAAGGGUAAGGAUGGCGCCGUUGAAGAAAUACACGAAAUCACAGAAACUACUGAGUUGCCCGACACGUCGGUAGAAGUGGUUGAAGUUCCGGAAGAGACAACCGUCGAAGAAAUCGAUACACCUGAGGGUAAGUUGACUAUAAAAACUAUCAAAAACCGCACAAAGAAGACAAAACACAUUCGAACGCCAAAGGACAUAACAGUUGACACUAUCACUGACGAAACACUUCCACUAACAGACAAACAAGUAUCGCCGGAGCAAGCAACCCUUAUAGAAGAAUCUCCCGACACAGUCCAAAUUACAGAAGUUCAGACUGAAACUGGUGAAACGCGAACCGUCAAAACAAAGAAACGCCGAGUCAAGGGUAAGGAUGGCGCCGUUGAAGAAAUACACGAAAUCACAGAAACUACUGAGUUGCCCGACACGUCGGUAGAAGUGGUUGAAGUUCCGGAAGAGACAACCGUCGAAGAAAUCGAUACACCUGAGGGUAAGUUGACUAUAAAAACUAUCAAAAAACGCACAAAGAAGACAAAACACAUUCGAACGCCAAAGGACAUAACAGUUGACACUAUCACUGACGAAACACUUCCACUAACAGACAAACAAGUAUCGCCGGAGCAAGCAACCCUUAUAGAAGAAUCUCCCGACACAGUCCAAAUUACAGAAGUUCAGACUGAAACUGGUGAAACGCGAACCGUCAAAAAUAAGAAACGCCGAGUCAAGGGUAAGGAUGGCGCCGUUGAAGAAAUACACGAAAUCACAGAAACUACUGAGUUGCCCGACACGUCGGUAGAAGUGGUUGAAGUUCCGGAAGAGACAACCGUCGAAGAAAUCGAUACACCUGAGGGUAAGUUGACUAUCAAAACUAUCAAAAAACGCACAAAGAAGACAAAACACAUUCGAACGCCACAGGACAUAACAGAUGACACUGUCACUGACGAAACACUUCCACUAAUAGAUAAACAAGUAUCGCCAGAGCAAGCAACCCUUAUCGAAGAAUCUCCCGACACAGUUCAAAUUACAGAAGUUCAGACUGAAACUGGUGAAACGCGAACCGUCAAAACAAAUAAUCGCCGAAUCAGGGGUAAGGAUGGCGCUGUUGAAGAAGUACACGAAAUCACAGAAACUACCGAGUUGCCCGAUACGUCGGUAGAAGUAGUUGAAGUUCCGGAAGAGACAACCGUCGAUGAAAUCGAUACACCUGAGGGUAAGUUGACUAUAAAAACUAUCAAAAAACGCACAAAGAAGACAAAACACAUUCGAACGCCACAGGACAUAACAGAUGACACUGUCACUGACGAAACACUUCCACUAACAGACAAACAAGUAUCGCCGGAGCAAGCAACCCUUAUCGAAGAAUCUCCCGACACAAUCCAAAUUACAGAAGUUCAGACUGAAACUGGUGAAACGCAAACCGUCAAAACAAAGAAACGCCGAGUCAAGGGUAAGGAUGGCGCUGUUGAAGAAAUACACGAAAUCACAGAAACUACUGAGUUGCCCGAUACGUCGGUAGAAGUGGUUGAAGUUCCGGAAGAGACAACCAUCGAAGAAAUCGAUACACCUGAGGGUAAGUUGACUAUCAAAACUGUCAAGAAACGCACAAAGAAAACAAAACACAUACACACCCCACAAGGCAUAACAGAUAACACUGUCACUGACGAAACACUACCACUCACAGACAAACAAGAAUCGCCGGAGCAAGCAACCCUUAUCGAAGAAUCUCCCGACAUAGUCCAAAUUACAAAGGUACAGACUGAAACUGGUGAAACGCGAACCGUCAAAACAAAGAAACGCCGUAUCAAGGGUAAGGAUGGCGCUGUUGAAGAAAUACACGAAAUCACAGAAACUACUGAGUUGCCCGAUACGUCGGUAGAAGUGGUUGAAGUUCCGGAAGAGACAACCGUCGAAGAAAUCUAUACACCUGAGGGUAAGUUGACUAUCAAAACUAUCAAGAAACGCACAAAGAAGACAAAACACAUUCGAACGCCACAGGACAUAAAAGAUGACACUGUCACUGAUGAAACACUUCCACUAACAGACAAACAAGUAUCGCCGGAGCAAGCAACCCUUAUCGAAGAAUCUCCCGACACAGUCCAAAUUACAGAAGUUCAGACUGAAACUGGUGAAACGCGAACCGUCAAAACAAAGAAACGCCGAGUCAAGGGUAAGGAUGGCGCUGUUGAAGAAAUACACGAAAUCACAGAAACUACUGAGUUGCCCGAUACGUCGGUAGAAGUGGUUGAAGUUCCGGAAGAGACAACCGUCGAAGAAAUCUAUACACCUGAGGGUAAGUUGACUAUCAAAACUAUCAAGAAACGCACAAAGAAGACAAAACACAUUCGAACGCCACAGGACAUAAAAGAUGACACUGUCACUGAUGAAACACUUCCACUAACAGACAAACAAGUAUCGCCGGAGCAAGCAACCGUUAUCGUAGAAUCUCCCGACACAGUCCAAAUCUCGGAGAUUCAGACUGAAAUUGGUGAAACGCGAACCGUCAAAACAAAGAAACGCCGAGUCAAGGGUAAGGAUGGCGCUGUUGAAGAAAUACACGAAAUCACAGAAACUACUGAGUUGCCCGAUACGUCGGUAGAAGUGGUUGAAGUUCCGGAAGAGACAACCGUCGAAGAAAUCGAUACACCUGAGGGUAAGUUGACUAUCAAAACUGUCAAGAAACGCACAAAGAAAACAAAACACAUACACACCCCACAGGACAUAAAAGAUGACACUGUCACUGAUGAAACACUUCCACUAACAGACAAACAAGUAUCGCCGGAGCAAGCAACCCUUAUCGAAGAAUCUCCCGACACAGUCCAAAUUACAGAAGUUCAGACUGAAACUGGUGAAACGCGAACCGUCAAAACAAAGAAACGCCGUAUCAAGGGUAAGGAUGGCGCUGUUGAAGAAAUACACGAAAUCACAGAAACUACUGAGUUGCCCGAUACGUCGGUAGAAGUGGUUGAAGUUCCGGAAGAGACAACCGUCGAAGAAAUCUAUACACCUGAGGGUAAGUUGACUAUCAAAACUAUCAAGAAACGCACAAAGAAGACAAAACACAUUCGAACGCCACAGGACAUAAAAGAUGACACUGUCACUGAUGAAACACUUCCACUAACAGACAAACAAGUAUCGCCGGAGCAAGCAACCGUUAUCGUAGAAUCUCCCGACACAGUCCAAAUCUCGGAGAUUCAGACUGAAAUUGGUGAAACGCGAACCGUCAAAACAAAGAAACGCCGAGUCAAGGGUAAGGAUGGCGCUGUUGAAGAAAUACACGAAAUCACAGAAACUACUGAGUUGCCCGAUACGUCGGUAGAAGUGGUUGAAGUUCCGGAAGAGACAACCGUCGAAGAAAUCGAUACACCUGAGGGUAAGUUGACGAUCAAAACUGUCAAGAAACGCACACAGAAAACAAAACACAUACACACCCCACAGGACAUAAAAGAUGACACUGUCACUGAUGAAACAUUUCCACUAACAGACAAACAAGUAUCGCCGGAGCAAGCAACCCUUAUCGAUGAAUCUCCCGACACAGUCCAAAUUACAGAAGUUCAGACUGAAACUGGUGAAACGCGAACCGUCAAAACAAAGAAACGCCGUAUCAAGGGUAAGGAUGGCGCUGUUGAAGAAAUACACGAAAUCACAGAAACUACUGAGUUGCCCGAUACGUCGGUAGAAGUGGUUGAAGUUCCGGAAGAGACAACCGUCGAAGAAAUCUAUACACCUGAGGGUAAGUUGACUAUCAAAACUAUCAAGAAACGCACAAAGAAGACAAAACACAUUCGAACGCUACAGGACAUAAAAGAUGACACUGUCACUGAUGAAACACUUCCACUAACAGACAAACAAGUAUCGCCGGAGCAAGCAACCGUUAUCGUAGAAUCUCCCGACACAGUCCAAAUCUCGGAGAUUCAGACUGAAAUUGGUGAAACGCGAACCGUCAAAACAAAGAAACGCCGAGUCAAGGGUAAGGAUGGCGCUGUUGAAGAAAUACACGAAAUCACAGAAACAACUGAGUUGCCCGAUACGUCGGUAGAAGUGGUUGAAGUUCCGGAAGAGACAACCGUCGAAGAAAUCGAUACACCUGAGGGUAAGUUGACUAUAAAAACUCUCAAAAAACGCACAAAGAAGACAAAACACAUUCGAACGCCACAGGACAUAAAAGAUGACACUGUCGCUGACGAUACACUUCCACUAACAGACAAACACGUAUCGCCGGAGCAAGCAACCGUUAUCGUAGAAUCUCCCGACACAGUCCAAAUCUCGGAGAUUCAGACUGAAAUUGGUGAAACGCGAACCGUCAAAACAAAGAAACGCCGAGUCAAGGGUAAGGAUGGCGCUGUUGAAGAAAUACACGAAAUCACAGAAACUACUGAGUUGCCCGAUACGUCGGUAGAAGUGGUUGAAGUUCCGGAAGAGACAACCGUCGAAGAAAUCGAUACACCUGAGGGUAAGUUGACUAUCAAAACUGUCAAGAAACGCACAAAGAAAACAAAACACAUACACACCCCACAGGACAUAAAAGAUGACACUGUCACUGAUGAAACACUUCCACUAACAGACAAACAAGUAUCGCCGGAGCAAGCAACCCUUAUCGAAGAAUCUCCCGACACAGUCCAAAUUACAGAAGUUCAGACUGAAACUGGUGAAACGCGAACCGUCAAAACAAAGAAACGCCGUAUCAAGGGUAAGGAUGGCGCUGUUGAAGAAAUACACGAAAUCACAGAAACUACUGAGUUGCCCGAUACGUCGGUAGAAGUGGUUGAAGUUCCGGAAGAGACAACCGUCGAAGAAAUCUAUACACCUGAGGGUAAGUUGACUAUCAAAACUAUCAAGAAACGCACAAAGAAGACAAAACACAUUCGAACGCCACAGGACAUAAAAGAUGACACUGUCACUGAUGAAACACUUCCACUAACAGACAAACAAGUAUCGCCGGAGCAAGCAACCGUUAUCGUAGAAUCUCCCGACACAGUCCAAAUCUCGGAGAUUCAGACUGAAAUUGGUGAAACGCGAACCGUCAAAACAAAGAAACGCCGAGUCAAGGGUAAGGAUGGCGCUGUUGAAGAAAUACACGAAAUCACAGAAACUACUGAGUUGCCCGAUACGUCGGUAGAAGUGGUUGAAGUUCCGAAAGAGACAACCGUCGAAGAAAUCGAUACACCUGAGGGUAAGUUGACGAUCAAAACUGUCAAGAAACGCACACAGAAAACAAAACACAUACACACCCCACAGGACAUAAAAGAUGACACUGUCACUGAUGAAACAUUUCCACUAACAGACAAACAAGUAUCGCCGGAGCAAGCAACCCUUAUCGAUGAAUCUCCCGACACAGUCCAAAUUACAGAAGUUCAGACUGAAACUGGUGAAACGCGAACCGUCAAAACAAAGAAACGCCGUAUCAAGGGUAAGGAUGGCGCUGUUGAAGAAAUACACGAAAUCACAGAAACUACUGAGUUGCCCGAUACGUCGGUAGAAGUGGUUGAAGUUCCGGAAGAGACAACCGUCGAAGAAAUCUAUACACCUGAGGGUAAGUUGACUAUCAAAACUAUCAAGAAACGCACAAAGAAGACAAAACACAUUCGAACGCCACAGGACAUAAAAGAUGACACUGUCACUGAUGAAACACUUCCACUAACAGACAAACAAGUAUCGCCGGAGCAAGCAACCGUUAUCGUAGAAUCUCCCGACACAGUCCAAAUCUCGGAGAUUCAGACUGAAAUUGGUGAAACGCGAACCGUCAAAACAAAGAAACGCCGAGUCAAGGGUAAGGAUGGCGCUGUUGAAGAAAUACACGAAAUCACAGAAACAACUGAGUUGCCCGAUACGUCGGUAGAAGUGGUUGAAGUUCCGGAAGAGACAACCGUCGAAGAAAUCGAUACACCUGAGGGUAAGUUGACUAUAAAAACUCUCAAAAAACGCACAAAGAAGACAAAACACAUUCGAACGCCACAGGACAUAAAAGAUGACACUGUCGCUGACGAUACACUUCCACUAACAGACAAACACGUAUCGCCGGAGCAAGCAACCGUUAUCGUAGAAUCUCCCGACACAGUCCAAAUCUCGGAGAUUCAGACUGAAAUUGGUGAAACGCGAACCGUCAAAACAAAGAAACGCCGAGUCAAGGGUAAGGAUGGCGCUGUUGAAGAAAUACACGAAAUCACAGAAACUACUGAGUUGCCCGAUACGUCGGUAGAAGUGGUUGAAGUUCCGGAAGAGACAACCGUCGAAGAAAUCGAUACACCUGAGGGUAAGUUGACUAUCAAAACUGUCAAGAAACGCACAAAGAAAACAAAACACAUACACACCCCACAGGACAUAAAAGAUGACACUGUCACUGAUGAAACACUUCCACUAACAGACAAACAAGUAUCGCCGGAGCAAGCAACCCUUAUCGAAGAAUCUCCCGACACAGUCCAAAUUACAGAAGUUCAGACUGAAACUGGUGAAACGCGAACCGUCAAAACAAAGAAACGCCGUAUCAAGGGUAAGGAUGGCGCUGUUGAAGAAAUACACGAAAUCACAGAAACUACUGAGUUGCCCGAUACGUCGGUAGAAGUGGUUGAAGUUCCGGAAGAGACAACCGUCGAAGAAAUCUAUACACCUGAGGGUAAGUUGACUAUCAAAACUAUCAAGAAACGCACAAAGAAGACAAAACACAUUCGAACGCCACAGGACAUAAAAGAUGACACUGUCACUGAUGAAACACUUCCACUAACAGACAAACAAGUAUCGCCGGAGCAAGCAACCGUUAUCGUAGAAUCUCCCGACACAGUCCAAAUCUCGGAGAUUCAGACUGAAAUUGGUGAAACGCGAACCGUCAAAACAAAGAAACGCCGAGUCAAGGGUAAGGAUGGCGCUGUUGAAGAAAUACACGAAAUCACAGAAACAACUGAGUUGCCCGAUACGUCGGUAGAAGUGGUUGAAGUUCCGGAAGAGACAACCGUCGAAGAAAUCGAUACACCUGAGGGUAAGUUGACUAUAAAAACUCUCAAAAAACGCACAAAGAAGACAAAACACAUUCGAACGCCACAGGACAUAAAAGAUGACACUGUCACUGACGAUACACUUCCACUAACAGACAAACACGUAUCGCCGGAGCAAGCAACCCUUAUCGAAGAAUCUCCCCACACAGUGCAAAUUACAGAAGUUCAGACUGAAACUGGUGAAACGCGAACCGUCAAAACAAAGAAACGCCGAAUCAAGGGUAAGGAUGGCGCUGUUGAAGAAAUACACGAAAUCACAGAAACUACUGAGUUGCCCGAUUCGUCGGUAGAAGAGGUUGAAGUUCCGGAAGAGACAACCGUCGAAGAAAUCUAUACACCUGAGGGUAAGUUGACCAUCAAAACUAUCAAGAAACGCACAAAGAAGACAAAACACAUUCGAACGCCACAGGACAUAAAAGAUGACACUGUCACUGAUGAAACACAUCCACUAACAGACGAACAAGUAUCGCCGGAGCAAGCAACCCUUAUCGAAGAAUCUCCCGACACAGUGCAAAUUACAGAAGUUCAGACUGAAACUGGUGAAACGCGAACCGUCAAAACAAAGAAACGCCGAAUUAAGGGUAAGGAUGGCGCUGUUGAAGAAAUACACGAAAUCACAGAAACAACUGAGUUGCCCGAUACGUCGGUAGAAGUGGUUGAAGUUCCGGAAGAGACAACCGUCGAAGAAAUUGAUACACCUGAGGGUAAGUUGACCAUCAAAACUAUCAAGAAACGCACAAAGAAGACAAAACACAUUCGAACGCCACAGGACAUAAAAGAUGACACUGUCACUGAUGAAACACUUCCACUAACAGACAAACAAGUAUCGCCGGAGCAAGCAACCGUUAUCGAAGAAUCUCCCGACACAGUCCAAAUCUCGGAGAUUCAGACUGAAACUGGUGAAACGCGAACCGUCAAAACAAAGAAACGCCGAGUCGAGGGUAAGGAUGGCGCUGUAGAAGAAGAACACGAAAUCACAGAAACAACUGAGUUGCCCGAUACGUCGGUAGAAGUGGUUGAAGUUCCGGAAGAGACAACCGUCGAAGAAAUCGAUACACCUGAGGGUAAGUUGACUAUCAAAACUAUCAAGAAACGCACAAAGAAGACAAAACACAUACACACCCCACAGGACAUAACAGAUGACACUGUCACUGACGAAACACUUCCACUAACUGACAAACAAGAAUUGCCGGAGCAAGCAACCCUUAUCGAAGAAUCUCCCGACAUAGUCCAAAUUACAGAAGUUCAGACUGAAACUGGUGAAACCCGAACCGUCAAAACAAAGAAACGCCGAGUCAAGGGUAAGAAUGGCGCUGUUGAAGAAAUACACGAAAUCACAGAAACAACUGAGUUGCCCGAUACGUCGGUAGAAGUGGUUGAAGUUCCGGAAGAGACAACCGUCGAAGAAAUCGAUACACCUGAGGGUAAGUUGACUAUCAAAACUAUCAAGAAACGUACGAAGAAGACAAAACCCAUACACACCCCACAGGACAUAACAGAUGACACUGUCACUGACGAAGCACUUCCACUCACAGACAAACAAGAAUCGCCGGAGCAAGCAACCGUUAUCGAUGAAUCUCCCGACACAGUCCAAAUCUCGGAGAUUCAGACUGAAACUGGUGAAACGCGAACCGUCAAAACAAAGAAACGCCGAGUCAAGGGCAAGGAUGGCGCUGUUGAAGAAAUACACGAAAUCACAGAAACAACUGAGUUGCCCGAUACGUCGGUAGAAGUGGUUGAAGUUCCGGAAGAGACAACCGUCGAAGAAAUCGAUACACCUGAGGGUAAGUUGACUAUAAAAACUCUCAAAAAACGCACAAAGAAAACAAAACACAUACACACCCCACAGGACAUAACAGAUGACACUGUCACUGACGAAACACUUCCACUAAUAGACAAACAAGUAUUGCCGGAGCAAGCAACCGUUAUCGAAGAAUCUCCCGACACAGUCCAAAUCUCGGAUAUUCAGACCGAAAUUGGUGAAACGCGAACCGUCAAAACAAAGAAACGCCGAGUCAAGGGUAAGGAUGGGUCUGUAGAAGAAGUACACGAAAUCACAGAAUCAACUGAGUUGCCCGAUAUGUCGGUAGAAGUGGUUGAAGUUCCGGAAGAGACAACCGUCGAAGAAAUCGAUACACCUGAGGGUAAGUUGACUAUCAAAACUAUCAAGAAACGUACGAAGAAGACAAAACCCAUACACACCCCACAGGUCAUAACAGAUGACACUGUCACUGACGAAGCACUUCCACUCACAGACAAACAAGAAUCGCCGGAGCAAGCAACCGUUAUCGAUGAAUCUCCCGACACAGUCCAAAUCUCGGAGGUUCAGACUGAAACAGGUGAAACGCGAACCGUCAAAACAAAGAAACGCCGAGUCAAGGGUAAGGAUGGCGCUGUUGAAGAAAUACACGAAAUCACAGAAACAACUGAGUUGCCCGAUACGUCGGUAGAAGUGGUUGAAGUUCCGGAAGAGACAACCGUCGAAGAAAUCGAUACACCUGAGGGUAAGUUGACUAUCAAAACUAUCAAGAAACGCACAAAGAAGACAAAACACAUACACACCCCACAGGACAUAACAGAUGACACUGUCACUGACGAAACACUUCCACUAACUGACAAACAAGAAUUGCCGGAGCAAGCAACCCUUAUCGAAGAAUCUCCCGACAUAGUCCAAAUUACAGAAGUUCAGACUGAAACUGGUGAAACCCGAACCGUCAAAACAAAGAAACGCCGAGUCAAGGGUAAGAAUGGCGCUGUUGAAGAAAUACACGAAAUCACAGAAACAACUGAGUUGCCCGAUACGUCGGUAGAAGUGGUUGAAGUUCCGGAAGAGACAACCGUCGAAGAAAUCGAUACACCUGAGGGUAAGUUGACUAUCAAAACUAUCAAGAAACGUACGAAGAAGACAAAACCCAUACACACCCCACAGGACAUAACAGAUGACACUGUCACUGACGAAGCACUUCCACUCACAGACAAACAAGAAUCGCCGGAGCAAGCAACCGUUAUCGAUGAAUCUCCCGACACAGUCCAAAUCUCGGAGAUUCAGACUGAAACUGGUGAAACGCGAACCGUCAAAACAAAGAAACGCCGAGUCAAGGGCAAGGAUGGCGCUGUUGAAGAAAUACACGAAAUCACAGAAACAACUGAGUUGCCCGAUACGUCGGUAGAAGUGGUUGAAGUUCCGGAAGAGACAACCGUCGAAGAAAUCGAUACACCAGAGGGUAAGUUGACUAUCAAAACUAUCAAGAAACGUACGAAGAACACAAAACCCAUACACACCCCACAGGACAUAACAGAUGACACUGUCACUGACGAAACACUUCCACUAACAGACAAACAAGAAUCGCCGGUGCAAGCAACCCUUAUCGAAGAAUCUCCCGACACAGUCCAAAUCUCGGAGAUUCAGACUGAAAUUGGUGAAACGCGAACCGUCAAAACAAAGAAACGCCGAGUCAAGGGUAAGGAUGGCGCUGUUGAAGAAAUACACGAAAUCACAGAAACUACUGAGUUGCCCGAUACGUCGGUAGAAGUGGUUGAAGUUCCGGAAGAGACAACCGUCGAAGAAAUCGAUACACCUGAGGGUAAGUUGACUAUCAAAACUAUCAAGAAACGCACAAAGAAGACAAAACACAUACACACCCCACAGGACAUAACAGAUGACACUGUCACUGACGAAAUACUUCCACUAACAGACAAACAAGAAUCGCCGGAGCAAGCAACCCUUAUCGAAGAAUCUCCCGACACAGUCCAAAUCUCGGAGGUUCAGACUGAAACUGGUGAAACGCGAACCGUCAAAACAAAGAAACGCCGAGUCAAGGGUAAGGAUGGCGCUGUUGAAGAAAUACACGAAAUCACAGAAACAACUGAGUUGCCCGAUACGUCGGUAGAAGUGGUUGAAGUUCCGGAAAAGACAACCGUCGAAGAAAUCGAUACACCUGAGGGUAAGUUGACUAUCAAAACUAUCAAGAAACGCACAAAGAAGACAAAACACAUACACACCCCACAGGACAUAACAGAUGACACUGUCACUGACGAAACACUUCCACUCACAGACAAACAAGAAUCGCCGGAGCAAGCAACCGUUAUCGAUGAAUCUCCCGACACAGUCCAAAUUACAGAAGUUCAGACUGAAACUGGUGAAACGCGAACCGUCAAAACAAAGAAACGCCGAGUCAAGGGCAAGGAUGGCGAUGAAGAAGAAGUACACGAAAUCACAGAAACAACUGAGUUGCCCGAUACGUCGGUAGAAGUGGUUGAAGUUCCGGAAGAGACAACCGUCGAAGAAAUCGAUACACCUGAGGGUAAGUUGACUAUCAAAACUAUCAAGAAACGUACGAAGAAAACAAAACACAUACACACCCCACAGGACAUGACAGAUGACACUGUCACUGACGAAACACUUCCACUCACAGACAAACAAGAAUCGCCGAAGCAAGCAACCCUUAUCCAAGAAUCUCUCGACACAGUCCAAAUUACAGAAGUUCAGACUGAAACUGGUGAAACGCGAACCGUCAAAACAAAGAAACGCCGAGUCAAGGGUAAGGAUGGCGCUGUUGAAGAAGAACACGAAAUCACAGAAACAACUGAGUUGCCUGAUACGUCGGUAGAAGUGGUUGAAGUUCCGGAAGAGACAACCAUCGAAGAAAUCGAUACACCUGAUUGUAAGUUGACUAUCAAAACUAUCAAGAAACGUACGAAGAAGACAAAACCCAUACACACCCCACAGGACAUAACAGAUGACACUGUCACUGACGAAGCACUUCCACUCACAGACAAACAAGAAUCGCCGGAGCAAGCAACCGUUAUCGAUGAAUCUCCCGACACAGUCCAAAUCUCGGAGAUUCAGACUGAAACUGGUGAAACGCGAACCGUCAAAACAAAGAAACGCCGAGUCAAGGGCAAGGAUGGCGCUGUUGAAGAAAUACACGAAAUCACAGAAACAACUGAGUUGCCCGAUACGUCGGUAGAAGUGGUUGAAGUUCCGGAAGAGACAACCGUCGAAGAAAUCGAUACACCAGAGGGUAAGUUGACUAUCAAAACUAUCAAGAAACGUACGAAGAACACAAAACCCAUACACACCCCACAGGACAUAACAGAUGACACUGUCACUGACGAAACACUUCCACUCACAGACAAACAAGAAUCGCCGAAGCAAGCAACCCUUAUCGAAGAAUCUCCCGACACAGUCCAAAUCUCGGAGAUUCAGACUGAAACUGGUGAAACGCGAACCGUCAAAACAAAGAAACGCCGAGUCAAGGGCAAGGAUGGCGCUGUUGAAGAAAUACACGAAAUCACAAAAACAACUGAGUUGCCCGAUAAGUCGGUAGAAGUGGUUGAAGUUCCGGAAGAGACAACCGUCGAAGAAAUCGAUACACCUGAGGGUAAGUUGACUAUCGAAACUAUCAAGAAACGUACGAAGAAGACAAAACACAUACACACCCCACAGGACAUAACAGAUGACACUGUCACUGACGAAACACUUCCACUAACAGACAAACAAGUAUCGCCGGAGCAAGCAACCCUUAUCGAAGGAUCUCCCGACACAGUCCAAAUCUCGGAGGUUCAGACUGAAACUGGUGAAACACGAACCGUCAAAACCAAGAAACGCCGAGUCAAGGGUAAGGAUGGCGCCGUUGAAGAAAUACACGAAAUCACAGAAACAACUGAGUUGCCCAAUACGUCGGUAGAAGUGGUUGAAGUUCCGGAAGAGACAACCGUCGAAGAAAUCGAUACACCUGAGGGUAAGUUGACUAUCGAAACUAUUAAGAAACGUACGAAGACGACAAAACCCAUACACACCCCACAGGACAUAACAGAUGACACUGUCACUGACGAAGCACUUCCACUAACAGACAAACAAGUAUCGCCGGAGCAAGCAACCCUUAUCGAAGAAUCUCCCGACACAGUCCAAAUCUCGGAGGUUCAGACUGAAACUGGUGAAACGCGAACCGUCAAAAUAAAGAAACGCCGAGUCAAGGGUAAGGAUGGCGCUGUUGAAGAAGUACACGAAACACAAGAAAUCGAUACACCUGAGGGUAAGUUGACCAUGAAAAACACAAAACACAUUCAUACGCCACACGACAUAUCAGAUGACACUGUCACUGACGACACACUUCCACUCACGGACAAUCAAACGCCGGAGCAUGCGAAAAUUUUUGUAGAUAUACUUGAAAUCAUAGAAACAACUGAGUUGCCGGAUACAUCAAUAGAAGUGGUUGAAGUUCCCGAUAAGACAACCUUAAAAGAAAAUAUGACACUUGUGGUUUACGAAAAAAUUGAGGUUGGGAUGACAGAAGAAGGGAAGACACCUGACCAGAUGCCUGAAAAGCCUGUUGAACCGUCCACGAAACGCAAACUAAAGCUGAAACCACAGAAAAUUGAAGUUAUGCAAAUAAGCCAACCUCAAAAGGUGAAUGAAUUGCCAGAACAUCAGUUUACCACCUUGAAACUUAAAAAACCUUCACAAAAACCUAAACAAGAGGUAAAAGUAACAACUUUACCCAAGUUCCAAUUAAAAAGCAGAAUAAGAUUCAUAAAUGAUUGGCCGCCUAGUCUUGUAAACCCUUUAAUCACUACCAUAGGAAGUAUUAAACAAAACGGUGAACUAUCACGAAAUAUUAAAGAAGCUCAAAAAAUAAGAAAGAAGAUUAAGAUAGACAAAUUACCGGAUCUAGAAAGACCUGAUUUAGAACUUAUUGAAGAUGUAUCUUUUGAUAGUAAUAAAGCUUUACCUAAACCAGACGAUGGACUGGAAACUCCUAAAGAUAUCCCUGUCGAUAUUUUGAAACCUAGCGAUCUCAAAGAAACCAGCAGAGCUAAAAAAUUGAUACCAAUGAAAAUUGAAAAAAAGCUUUUGGAAGUAGAUAAGCCUCAACAUGCUGAGAGCACUGAAGGCCCGCAAUUCAUGCAACUUAAAUUAAAAAAGGCUGUUCCAAAACAAAAAAAAGAGACCACAAUUGUCAAAAUACCGAAAUUGCAAUUAAAAAGCCGAAUAAAAUUGAUAAAUGAUUGGCCACCAGAAAUCAAAAAACUAUCAUUUACUAUAAUAGACAGUACACGACAAAACGGUAUAUUGUCAAGAAAUAUUAAAGAUGCAGCAAAAAUUAAGAAAAAACCAAUUAAAGAACCAAAUCUUUCCAAUGUUGAAAUAACAGAACUAGAAAAGCCAAUGUUUACUCAUGAAGAUCUUAUUGAGAGCAAAGAAAAAAUACCUGAGCUAUACAACGAAACACCGGAAGAAAUUCUCGAACAGUUUACUAUAUUACCUCGAAAGUCUAGUAGCGUUAAAAAAGUAGAAGAAUUUGAGGAUGAGGUUACUAUAAAAAAGAAACUAAAACCGACUAGAAAAUCAUCUACUACUUUACCAGAAAUAACAGAACCCGAAAUAGUACUAUUCAGACCAAAAACAACUAAAACGCUCGAAGAUGUGGAACAAGAGUUUAAUAUUCAACUGAAUUCGUAUGCCGAGGAAGAAAUAUCUAUGUCAAGUAAAGUUAAAUUGAAACAACCGAAGCUUACAACAUUUGGCGAAGAGGCAAGUGAAACUUCAAUUAAACUCUAUGAAGAAGACAAUGAGACACCAGAAGCAAUUGUUAUUUCUGAUGCAGAAGAUAACCAUAUAAAAGAACCAGUUGAUAUUGUGUUGUCUAUGAAAAAGAUUAAUAAGAAAAAAGUUGUUGAAGAUGAUACUUCUGUUAUAAUAGCAAAACCUAAACCAUCUACAGAAAUAUCGGAAAUAAGUGAAAAUGUCAACAUUACUAUGGAGAAAAAGCCUGAGUAUAUCGUUGAUAAUCAAGAAGAAAUAGCAUUCGAUAUAAAACAAAAAGUUGACCAGUCCAAAGAAGAAGACAUUUCACUUUCAAGUAAAAUUAAACUGAAAUCGAAAAGAAUAUUAAGUAAAUCGGAAGCUGCGGAUGAAGUUUCAAUAAAAUUACAUCAAGAAAAUAUUGAUCAAGAUAUUAACGAAGUCGAUGAAAUAAUUAUAAGUGAUGGUGACGUUGAAGAAAAUGUUGAAAUGGUGAUCAAACGCAAACAGAAAAAAGCGCCCUAUGAAGUUAGUGAGGUAGAAGAGUUAAGCAUAGAGUUAAAGCCAAAAAAAAAUGCAGCGUCGAUAUUUGACGAGGAAAAACUUACAGUGUCAACAAAACGAAAAUCAAAGAAACCGUUAACAGUGCAAGAAGCAGACGUUACAAUGAACAUAUCGAGAGAACAAGAGUUCCCAGAAACGCCAGUAAAUGUUCGAUGUGGUGAUAUAGUAUUUGCAGUUUAUUCAUAUAUGGCAGAAAGUGAUGAAGCUAUAAAUCUAGUAGAGGGCGAACGACUAUAUAUACUGGAUACAACGAACCAAGAUUGGUGGUACGUUCGAAAGCAUUUAACAGAAGAAAUUGGUUGGGUGCCAGCACAAUAUCUAAUGGAUGAAGAAACCUACACAUUAUAUUUACAGAAGAAAUUAAACGAAAAAAUUGAUAAGCUACCAGUUUUUGAAAAACCUACAUCGGAAGAACAAGCUAUAGCCCCAAUAUUUGUGGAAAAACUCAGACCAAAACAUACGCCAGAUGGCUCAACCGUUCAAUUUGAAUGUCAGGUUGAGGGAUAUCCUAGGCCUCAAAUCACUUGGUUCCGACAAACGGCCAUUAUUAAACCAUCUCAAGAUUUCCAAAUGUAUUACGAUGAUGACAAUGUCGCAACACUAGUCAUUCGUGAAGUUUUCCCGGAGGACGCUGGAACCUUCACAUGUGUAGCAAAGAAUGCUGCUGGCUUCGCCUCAAGUACUACUGAGUUAAUCGUUGAAGCUCCCCUUUCAGAUCAUGGGUCAGAAAUGACUAUUUUAUCUAGGAAGAGCCUGUCCAGAGAAUCUUCUUUAGCUGAUAUUUUAGAAGGUAUACCCCCCACAUUCUCAAAACGUCCUAAAGCGCAAUACAUUGACGAGGGGUCUGAUAUAUAUCUCGAGUGUCGUUUGGUCGCUAUACCUGAACCAGAUAUAACAUGGCUUUUCAAAAAUGAAGAAAUUAUUCCUAGUGACAAUAUAUCUAUUGUUACGGAAUCAGAUAUGCAUAUGUACUGUAGUGUACUAAAGAUAUCUAAUGUAAGAAAACAUCAAGAAGGUACUUACACAGUACUGGCAGUAAACAGAGAAGGUGAAGCUAGCUUACCAAUUGUACUCAAAAUAAAAACAGGCGAGAAAGAGAAACCACAAGUUAUUGAACCAUUGAAAAAUAUGACUAUAAGGCAGGGAGAAAGUUUUGUUCUCACAGCACAGGUGGUAGGAAACCCAGCACCGAAAGUGGCGUGGUUCAGAAACCAUAAACCUCUCAAUUCCCUUCCAAUCAAAUCCGAUGGAAACGUGCACUCAAUAACUGUAAUUAAGCCUACAAAAGGAAAGGAUGAUGGAGUUUACACACUAAAAGCUGUUAAUUCAGAAGGCGCAACAGAAACCAAUGCUGUUAUUGUAAUAGACGAACCAACCGAAGAAAAUGCUGAACCUCCACUUUUCAUCCACCGAUUCCAAGAGAUAACAGUAAAAGAGAAAGAAACCAUAAAAUUAAAUGCUAAAGUUACAGGAAAUCCAGUCCCAUCUAUAACUUGGUAUAGAAAUAAUAAAAUUCUUACUCCGUCUGAAACAGUUACACAAAGAUUUGACGGAGAAAAUAUAGAAUUAAUUAUAACAAAUGUAGAUUCUGAAAUAGAUUCAGGUGACUAUAAAUGCGUCGCAUCUAACAGUGCUGGAAAAGCAUCACACGGCGCUAAAGUUACAAUCGAUGUAGAAAAAGUCACCUUUGUAAAAAAAUUAAAAACAAAGUAUGAAAUAGAGGAAGGUAAAACAGUUAUGUUAGAAUGUGAAACAUCCCACACCGUAUCCACAAAGUGGUAUCAUAACGCGAAAGAGCUAAGUGGUAUGGAUCAUAGAGAAAUUAUUCAAGAGGGUAGAGUUCAUAAACUUAGAAUUAAAAAGGCAAAGAUCACGGAUGAAGGAACAUUUAGAUGUAUUGUUAAGGGCCAAGAAACAAGUGCAAUUGUAAAAGUAUAUGAAACUAUUCCAGAAUUCAUUAGGAGACUGCAAGACUUUGAAGUUAAAGAAAGAGAUAUCGCUAUUUUAGAAGUCGAAAUUAAUUCAGAAACAGCUGAAGUUAGCUGGGAAAAAGAUGGUGAAAUGCUUAAACCUAAAAAGAAUAAAUAUGAAGUUGAGAAACGUGGCAAUAUUCGUAAACUACUUAUUAGGAAUACCUCUGUACAUGAUGAGGGUGAAUAUAUAUGUAAACUGCGGGAUGAUUCUUGUAGUGCGGAAAUUACAGUGGUUGAGUUACCACCAGAAAUAAUAUCUCGUCUUCAAGACCAACGAGUCAAUAAGGGUUACAAAGCGACAUUUGAAAUUGAGCUUACAAAAGGUGAUGCUCUCGUUAGAUGGUUUAAAGAUAACUCAGAAAUACAAUUCUCAAAUCAUAUUCAACUGACUAUUGACGGAAAGAAACAAAAACUAAAAAUAUACGAUUGUGACUUAAAUGAUGGAGGAGAGUAUGCAUGUGAAGUAGGAAGUGACAGAUGUUCUGCAAAAUUAAGAGUAGACGAGCCAACGAUAGACUUUACGAUGCGUCUUCCAGAAGUCAUUACUGUACCAGCAAACACCGAUGCCUACUUGACAGUUAUAAUACCUGAUGAAAUUAAUGAUGUUUUGUGGUACAAACGUAAAACACUGAUUAAAGAUACAGAUAAAUUCACCUUGAUCAGAGAUGGUAAAAAACGCACUCUUAUUAUUCGGAAAUGUAAUGAAGACGAUCAGUCGGAAUAUUCUUGUGUCUUAUCGGAGGCGAGGAGUUCAACAAAAUUAAAAGUAGAAGUAAUCGAAUAUUCUCCAAAAGUGGUAUCAUAUGAGAAAGAAUACCGAGUAAAGCGGGGUAGUGACAUAACAAUAAGUGUAUUUUAUGAAGCUAACCCACCACCAAAUGACGAAUGGGUCGUCAGCGCUAAAAUUAUAAAGAAAUCAAAACAUAUGAAGCCUUCCAUUGAUUCCAAAGUGGCAAGUCUUACGAUAAAAAAGAUUGAACAUUCCGAUGCUGGUUUAUAUAGAUUAAAACUUCAAAACAAUUGUGGUGAAGUGGAAAUUGAAACUAAACUCAUAGUUAUGGAUCUUCCAUCGCCUCCUGGGACUCCCAAAAUACUCGAAGUCGCUGAUAACUUUGUUAAUAUAUUCUGGAGCGAACCUACUGAUACUGGAUAUUCAGAAAUACAAUGUUAUAUUGUAGAAUACCAAGAAAAUAAUACUACAGAAUGGAUUUCAAUCGAAAACGUCAAACUAAAUCAAUAUUGCAUAGAACACUUGAAGACGAAAUCGUCGUAUAGGUUCCGUGUAUUUGCUGUGAAUGAAGUCGGUGUUAGUGAAGCUUCAGAGGUUACAGAGUUCGUUAGAAUACAAAAAAUCAUUACUGGACAACCACCGACCGUAGAAAACCCCCUGAAAGACGUGGUAGCUGAACCUGAUGAGUGUGUGGAGCUAUCCUGUAUAUUCGGUGGAAUUCCCGAGCCAAAAGUAUCUUGGAUGAAAAACGGAAAACAAUUAAAGACCGCAAAAGCUACUUACGUAAACCGGGUGGCCACUCUUGUAAUAUCAAGUUCAAAAUCAAGCGAAGGCGAAUAUAAAUGUAUAGCAUUAAAUGAAUUUGGUGAGAUUUAUACAUCAUGCCAUGUAGAGAUACAACUGAAGCCUCUUAUAAUAGUCUCAGAUGAUGAAAAAGAUCAAAAGAGAAAGAUAAAUAGUGAAUGGACGGUAGCUGCAUGUAUAGAAGGAAUACCACAGCCAGAUAUUAUUUGGUAUAAGAACGGUACAAAAUUACAAACCACAAAAGACAUAGAGAUCACUACCAGCGAAAAUACAAGUACCAUACGUAUAAUAAGUUUAAAACGUACGCACAGUGGUAAAUAUACGAUUGAAGCUACUAACAAGGCUGGGAAAGCUUCCUUAGAUCUCUCACUUAAAGUGUUUGACAAACCAAGUAAACCUGAGGGACCAAUUGUAAUGCGAGAAAUUAGUAGAGAAUCCGUUACCAUAGAAUGGAAACCUCCAGUAGACGAUGGCGGACUUGAGCUGACUAAAUAUGCUAUAGAGAAACAUGACCCUGAAGUUGACCAAUGGGUAAUGGUGGCUGACGUCAACAAAGAUGUAGAAACAUAUUGUAUUCAAAGACUGAACGAAAAUUGUGAAUAUAUGUUCCGAAUUAUGGCGCAAAAUCCUAUCGGUGUAUCGGACGCUUUAGAAAGUGAACCGAUAGUUAUAAAGACUGCUUUAGACGUUCCAUCCCCACCCCUGGGUCCUCUCGGCAUAUAUGGUAUAGCCCAAAAUUCACUCACAUUGACAUGGAAUCCUCCUGAAAAGAAUGGUGGUUCCAUUAUCCUCGACUAUACCAUAGAAAUAAAACAAGACAACAAAAACUGGACAAAUGUGGCUAUUGUACCAGAAACAUUGGCUGAUAUUGAAAAACUUAUAACAAAUUCCACAUAUCAAUUUAGAAUAUACGCUAGAAAUGAAAUAGGAAAAAGUUUACCUUACGUUCCUGAGGAGAAAAUUUCAAUUGGAAAGACGUUGUCUCCGCCUUCACGACCGCAAAGAUUUAUAGUAAGAGAUAUAACAUCAAGAUCUGUUACACUUCAGUGGAUGGCACCUGAUAGUGAUGGAGGCAGCACAAUAACGAACUACAUUAUCGAAUACAAGACCGUGAAAGGUAAAUCAUGGUCAAAGGUCAUAACAGUUAGCGGAUCAGUAUUCGAGCACUGCAUUGAAAACCUUAAGGAGAAGGAACAAAUCGUUUUUAGAAUAUCCGCUGAGAAUGCGAUAGGUGUUAGUUUGCCCACGCAGUCGCAAAACGUUCGCUUGGACAAACAUGCAACCGUGCCUUCGCCUCCCACCGCGCCAUUGGAGAUCCGAAUGGUCGGUAACAACAUGGUGAUGACGUCGUGGGGCACACCGGAAUGGGAUGGUGGAGCCCCACUUCAAGGGUACAACAUUGCUAUCCGCGACGUCACAAAGACCAUGUGGAUUGAAGUAGGAAAGGUGGAUGCGAAUAACCUGAAAUUCAAUAUUCGUGACUUGAAUGAGAACCACACGUACAUGGUACGGAUUUACGCCAGGAAUGAGAUCGGUCUCAGUGAGCCGCUGGAAUCAGAUGAGCCCUUCAAAGUUCUACCUGGAGAAGAUUCUCACUACGACGAAGAGCCGGGCGAGUAUACAGAAGCAACGGAACCGACGUCCUUCAGUCAAACAACGACUUCCUGGCUUCGGGAUCAUAACAUGGACGCCGACAUCCGAUCGUACGCUCGAGGCUCCCUGCUUAGACGGGACGAGUACUUCUUCAGAAUAUGGUACUACGCCAAACAACUGUUCAAAUGA